[Torrubiella] hemipterigena is the source of this 3483-nucleotide messenger RNA. The record is from the annotation of a GenBank genome assembly. Lineage: Eukaryota; Fungi; Ascomycota; Sordariomycetes; Hypocreales; Clavicipitaceae.
AUGGCGUACGUGGCACCGGUUCACAACGCAACCAGCAUUCGACAUGCUGUGCGGUGCAACUUUCUGUCGCCAGAUCACGAAGAUCUCGCCGUCGCAAAAGCGAAUCGACUCGAAAUUUGGCGUCUGACAGAAGAUGGCAUGACAUGUCUUCAUACGAAACUCAUCUACGGAACUAUCUCCAUGCUCCAACGAUUAAAGCCAAAAGAGUCGGACAGAGACGUCCUCUUUAUCGGAACGGAUCGAAUGCAAUACUUUAAUGUCAUGUGGAAUGCGGAGACGAAUCAAAUGGAAGCUGUGAAAGAGACGAUACAGGAUGUCAGCGAGCCGUACAUGCGGCAAUCACAGAGCCAGAACAAGUGUCUGGUCGAUCCGACUGGCAAAUACAUUGCCAUGCAUCUCUGGGAGGGCGUGCUCAACGUAUUCUGCAUCCCUGGCGCAGGCCGCCGUACAGAUCCCGUUAAGCUCGAGGUACUGGACCAGGUCCGUCUCACAGAGCUGUGGAUGAGUGCAAGCACCUUCAUCCACAGCCGGACUGGCCACCCACGCAUCGCAUUUUUGUAUAAGACGCAGUUGAACCAAGAGGAGGCUCGAAUCGCCAUAUACAGGCUUACAAAAGAUGAUAAAGGCUCUGAGGUUUCCAGAUUCGACCCUCAUAAGGACAGGGAGCUGGAUCAGGUUCUGCAAGACCCGUACUCGUCAAUGCUGAUCCCGGUUCCGAUCCACGAGGAAAAGCGAUAUCAUGUUCGAAAUGCAGAGAGCGUUUCUGCUCAUCUAGGAGGUCUCCUGGUUGUUGGAGAAACGCUAUUGACCUAUUUUGAUAGUUUGACUUACUCAAGCGUAUGCUCGGCGCUCAAGGACCCAAAGAUCUUUGUGGCAUGGGCGGAAUACGACGGCACCCAUUUCUUCCUUGCUGACGACUACGGAAGGCUAGACCUCCUUACGAUUGAAACGGAUAGCGACUCAAAUGGUAUAGUGACAGGCAUGAAAGUAGAGGCUAUGAACUUUCCAAAUGGUGAGGGCCUCACUUCCAGAGCCUCUACUCUGGUGUACAUGGGCGACGACAUGCUGUUUCUAGCGUCAAAUCACGGUGACUCGCAGCUCCUGCGUGUUGAUAUCGAGUCUGCGAGCAUGAUGGUAGUCAAGUCAUUUUCCAACAAUGGCCCGAUUGUUGACUUUGCCAUUAUGGAUAUGGGAAACCGUGAGGGUGAUGUCCAGCUUGGCAACGCCUUUUCAUCAGGACAAGCACGGAUCGUGGCUGGCUGCGGCGCAUCCCGAGACGGAUCCCUCAGAAGCAUUCGAAGCGGUGUUGGACUGGAGGACAAGGGUAUGUUGGACGAGAUUACAAACGCCAGGGGGCUUUUCUCUAUAAAAUCCCCUGGCGCUGAACGAGUCGACGCCCUUGUUGUGUCAUUUAUCGGAGAGACAAGAGUCUUCAGUUUCGAUUCGGAUGGCGGCAUUGAAGAAGUGUAUGACUUUUGUGGACUUAAACUCGACACAGAGACCCUGCUGGCAGCCAACACACGGUCCGGACACCUCUUGCAAAUCACAUCGACAACAGUUGCGCUCAUCGAUCCUGAAAGCGGCGUCGUAUCUUCUGAAUGGAAUUCCCCAGAGGGAAAAACAAUUACUAACGCGUCGGCGAAUGACAAAUGGGCAUUUGUGGCUGUGGACGGCUCAGCCAUAGUAUCGUUAGACCUGAGCAAGGACCUGAGGGCUGUCACACAAGAUGCUGAACAGGCCGGACAAGCCGAUCAAAUAGCCAGUAUCCAUGUCUCACCAGCCCUGCAGGAUCUCGGCGUCAUUGGUUGGUGGUCAGCCGGUACCAUUUCCAUUGUCGACAUGGCCACCCUCAGCCCUGUCCAUGGUGAAGCUCUCCGAACAACAGAGGAUAGCGCGUCAGUGCCGCGAGAUCUAGCACUUGUUCAGAUGCACAAACAGGGUACGGCUGGGCCAACUCUUCUAGUUGCUCUGGAAGAUGGCAACGUUAUCACUUUCAAUGUUUCGCUGGAUCCUUUCGCCCUGGGCGGGAGAAAGACUGUUACCCUGGGAAGCAACCCAGCUAGACUUCACGUUCUACCUACACAAGACGGCACCAACAGUGUCUUUGCAACCACUGAGCACUCAAGUCUCAUCUAUGGAUCGGAGGGCCGCAUCAUAUACUCAGCAACAACCGCGGAUGAUGCAACAUUUGUCGUGCCGUUUGAUUCAGAGGCAUUCCCGGGCUCUAUCAUUCUGGCAACAGACGACCAUCUUAUGCUUGGCGAGGUCGAUAAGGAGCGUCUGACCCACGUCAAGACUCUGCCGAUGUAUGAGACUGUGCGUCGUGUGGCAUACUCACCUGGACUAAAGGCGUUUGGACUCGGCUGUAUCAAGAAGGAGCUUAUUAGCAACGAAGAAGUGAUUACGAGCUCCUUUAGGCUGGUGGAUGAAAUCAUCUUCCAAGAUUUAGGCUCGCCGUUUGUGCUAGAUGCGUCAACUUCCUUGGAGCUGGUCGAGUGUGCCAUUCGAGCCGAAUUACCAGAUAGCACGGGCGGCAUGGCGGAACGCUUCAUUGUCGGCACCAGCUUUAUCGAGGACGACUCCGAGGGUGAGCACGAGCAGACGAAGGGCCGAAUCCUGGUGCUUGGAGUCGACAGCGACCGUCGCGUAUAUCAAAUUGUGUCACAUAACCUCAAAGGAGCAUGCCGCUGCUUGAGCACAAUGGGAGAAUACAUCGUGGCUGGCCUAUCAAAGACUGUCGUUGUAUACAACUACAUUGAAGAGACUACUACGUCGGGAUCGCUAGAGAAGCUGGCUGCUUAUCGACCAUCGACUUUCCCAGUGGACUUGGAUGUGGCAGGCAACAUCAUUGGUGUCGUGGACCUGAUGCAGUCUCUCACAUUGGUUGAGUUCAUGCCCCCAGUAGAAGGCGGAAACGCCAAGCUGGUUGAGCAGGCGAGACACUACCAGCCUGCGUGGGCCACCACUGUUUGUCAUUUAGAUAAUGAUAGAUGGCUUGAAGCAGAUGCACAAGGUAACUUGAUUAUUCUGCAGCGCAACCCCGACGCGCCUACUGAACAGGACCGAUCCCGGUUGGAGAUUACGAGCGAGCUGAACCUGGGCGAACAAAUCAACCGCGUCCGAAGGCUAAAUGUGGCGACCACCGACAGUACUGUCGUAUCGCCACGAGCAUUCCUCGCUUCUACCGAAGGAACGGUAUACUUGUAUGGAGACAUUGCGCCGAAGUAUCAGGACCUGUUGAUGAACUUUCAGCAGCGUCUACAAGAACACGUUAAGCCUCUGGGUGAUGUUAGCUUUAACCACUGGCGAGCGUUUAGGAACCAGUCUCGCGAGGGCGAGGCACCUUUCAGAUUCAUUGACGGCGAAAUGGUAGAACGGUUCUUGGACUUGGACGAGGCGAAGCAGGAGUUGGUUUGUGACGGGCUAGGGCCGACAGUGGAAGACAUGCGUAAUAUUAUAGAGGAGCUGCGUAGACUGCACUAA